Molecule: messenger RNA, 1299 nt
Organism: Pyricularia oryzae 70-15
Lineage: Eukaryota; Fungi; Ascomycota; Sordariomycetes; Magnaporthales; Pyriculariaceae
Exons: 6
Coding region: 1-1299 (432 amino acids)
Source: RefSeq, a predicted model, not a curated record
AUGUCCAAGACCAAGGCCGGAGCCGCCUUGGCUCAGCACCAUCUGCUCUACUUGGUUAAUCAUGUCUUUUUACCCCCAAAGCUCCCCAGUGGCGAUGAUGAGUCUCCCACGCAGAAGGCCAUCAUGCUGUCUACCGUCUACGAUGCACUUGCAACGAUCAGUGUUCGGACACAGGACAAUAUUCAGUUUGAUAAGUGUAAGCUCAACGUUACCAUUUUAGAGAUGGUAAACGGGAAGCUAGGGUUUGUGGUCCUCCAUAUUGUCAAACAGAAUGCUGGCGUCAUGAUCAUUAGAACUUUGGACAAGAUGCAACUCGACCUUUUCGAGUUGUCCCCACGUAACAAAAACACAAUGGCCUCCGCAGGAAGGUUUCGGCGCUAUUUCCCAGGUGUUGCAAUCGCCAUGCGCAUGGAAGAUUAUAUCGGCAAAACUAACUUUGUUUCGUCGAUUUUAUCCAUGUUGUAUAAGCUGGCAUCUGCCAAAACACCUGGUUUUUACCCCAAAGUGAAAAAGGCAGGACAAUUUUAUGACGAGGAGCGUAACACCCCAAGCCCACACAAUAUGACGGAGUUUGUUACAGCUUUUUUUGGCCCCGUGACAAAGCCAGUUAAGGAUGCGGGAUUUUGGAAGAACACCCGGGACGAGAUCAUGUGGAAUGACGCCUUCAUGCCUUGGCGACGAUCGCCUCUCUGGCUGUUGCUUCGUGUCGCCAUGCAGCUCCUCUGGCACCGACAAUCGCCAGAGGAUGGACUAAACAUGUACAAAGCUUUUAUGCUUUAUUUGUCUGCUCGGAUCCUCCGUAUUUCGGCAAAUAUUCGCCUGGACAGCGACUACCUGGAGAUUAUGCGAUUCAAGGUAGCUCGUCGACGGCUUAAGCUGACCAGCGCUGGAAGGUCUUCGCAGUUCGAGUUGCCAGAGUCUGUACUCCAGGCGGUUGAUGGGUUUUUGGGGAACCCGGAGGGUGUUUCGAUGGUUCACCUAACCAUCAUGGAACUUUGGGUCGUUUGCGACAAGUUGGCCAUCCGCAGUCAGCCAUUUCUGCGAGAAUAUUGGCCGCAGAUCCCGAUACACCUAUUGCAAUCUUUGGUGCUGCCUUUCAGCCAAGAUAUGGUCCGACUUAAAAAGGUUAAGUUGUACUUUCAGCUAAAGUUUCAAAAGGCCGAUUUAACGCUCCCUAACAUCUUCGAUUCUUUUGGCGAUCGCAACCUCGACAAAAUCAAAUAUUUCCCAGCGUUCUUUGUUACGACCAGACAGUUGGGCCGGUACCAGGGAGGCCAGGUGGGGUCACACCCCUCCUGA